Messenger RNA from Myxocyprinus asiaticus (Chinese sucker), 1263 nucleotides. Its product is annotated as growth arrest and DNA damage-inducible protein GADD45 beta-like. Gene Ontology annotation, cellular component: cytoplasm; nucleus. Bases 164 to 643 code for a protein of 159 amino acids. The transcript has 4 exons. NCBI's taxonomy places the organism in Eukaryota, Metazoa, Chordata, Actinopteri, Cypriniformes, Catostomidae. The record is from RefSeq and is a predicted model, not a curated record. Gene Ontology annotation, biological process: regulation of cell cycle.
CACUCAUCGGCAGAAAUAACUCCUCUCAUACAGCGAAACGAACGAAGGAAUACAACAACCCCAAGCAAUAAUUGGAUUAAACUCUUGACCACACACUUUAACUGGAUUUUACCAUUUCGGAGCUUUUCUGGAGACUUGUGGAUUACUAUUAUUUGCAAGCAAAAUGACCCUGGAAGAAGUCGUUGGAUGCAAUAUUACUGAUAAAAAAAUGGACACCGUGAGCCAAGCAUUAGAGGAGCUGCUGGUAGCAGCACAGAGACAGGACUGUCUUACAGUCGGCGUUUAUGAAUCUGCCAAACUAAUGACUGUGGAUCCUGAUUGUGUCGUACUGUGCGUUCUGGCCACCGAUGAGGAGGACCAGGAUGAUAUUGCGCUGCAGAUUCACUUUACGCUUCUUCAGGCGUUCUGCUGCGACAACGACAUCAACAUCCUGCGGGUGUCCGGUCUGAGACGCCUUGCGCAGGUGCUCGGCGAGCCAACCACCUUAGAUAACAGCGAGCCGAGAGACUUCCACUGCAUCCUAGUCACUAACUCCCAGUGCCAACCUCUGAAAUGCCAGGCUCUGAAGGACGUGGGCAACUACUGCGAAGAGAGCCGUUGCAAAAACCAGUGGAUCCCUUAUCUGUCCCUACAAGAACGCUGAAUAACUCGCGAUGCCAUUGCUGCAAUAAAAGAAUGAAGUCAUUCUAUACGAAUGAAAGCAAAUGAGCUCUGCAACAGCCGCCGUUGACUGCUGCGUCAUGUAAAGGGGCUGAAAGAGAGAGUGGAGCUCUUGGAACUGUGCGCACGGUACAUUCCACCCUGCCCCUGCAUCUUAUCCUCCGUGGGAAACAGUGGUUGUCUUGGUAGCGGAUGAACAUAGUUGUCUGGUGGCACGAGCUGUGUUGGAAAAACUUGCAGGCGGCCCCCCACCCCCCGGUUUCAUAUGUGCAAUGGGUUGGAAAGCCACCUUUAGUUCACUAUUGCUGACUGAGGGACUAACGCAUUUUGAAACGCGGAAAUAUUCCGUUUAUGUGGACAUUAGUAACUAUGAACUGUAGUAGCCUUUAUGUCAAGCUACAAUUGGACUGCAAUUGCAACUGUUGAGAAGUGUUGUGGAUUAAAAUCAAUAUUGUAUUUAUUUAUUUGAGUGACUGACAAAUACAUACUGUGAACUGAAUUGAUGCAAGUUAAUUCUAGUAAUUUAAAUAGGAGUAAUAUAUGUAUUGUUUUGCUCUUGUCAAAUGCAACAUUGUUUCAAUAAAUUUUUGAUUGAGAAUUGGA